UUGGCAAAGGGCGGGCGGAGGGUUCGGCCUGAGAGGCGGAGCCCGGGCCGGGCGGCUUGUGCCCCUGUUCCCGCGCUGGGCGACCGCCGCAACUGCUUCGCAGCGUGAAGAGCUUCACCGGAGCGCUGUGCGACUUCCCGGACGAGAGCCUGCUUUCCUGAUAUCUGCAAAAUGGCUGAUAAUUUGGAUGAAUUUAUUGAAGAGCGAAAAGCCAAAUUGGCCAAAGACAAAGCAGAAUUGGAAAGUGAUCCACCUUACAUGGAAAUGAAGGGAAAGGCAUCAGAGAAACUUUCUGAAAAUAGUAAAAUAUUAAUCUCCAUGGCUAAGGAAAACAUACCACCAAACAGUCAACAGACCAGGGGUUCCUUAGGAGUUGAUUAUGGGUUAAGUUUACCACUUGGGGAAGACUACGAACGGAAGAAACAUAAACUGAAAGAAGAACUGCGGCAAGAUUACAGACGCUAUCUUACUCAGGGUAUUACACAAGCAAAAAGAAAGAAAAAUUUUCUAUCCACGAGUGAAACAGAUCCAUCUACUCUGGGAGUUUCUCUUCCUAUUGGUGAGAGGUUAUCUGCCAAGGAACGGUUGAAACUUGAACGCAACAAAGAAUACAAUCAAUUUCUCAGGGAUAAGGAAGAAUCCAUUGAAAAUUUCAGACAGAUAGAAAAGAGUACUGAGAACAAGAAUCAAGGAAAUAAAAAACCUACUAGUCAGAUUAAACCUGAUUUACCUUCACAAAUACAAUCAUCUUGUGAAAAUGCAGAGGGUCCUAGAAAAGAUGCCCCGACUCCUUCAGAGACAUAUGAAGAGCUUCUAAACCAAAGACGCCUAGAGGAGGACAGAUACCGACAACUAGAUGAUGAAAUUGAAUUAAGAAAUAGAAGAAUCACUAAGAAGACUAAUGAAGAAGUGGGCAUUUCCAGUAAAAAAUACCCGAGGUUUGUUAGCAAGACUGACAUUCCGGAUAGAAGAUUUCGCAGGUUUAAUGAGGAUCGUGUUUUUGAUAAACAGUAUUUUAGCCCAGACCAAGAUCCCGAAGUAAGUGAAGAAAUGGACGAGAGGUUUAGAUAUGAAAGUGAUUUUGAUAGAAGACUUUUGAGAGUAUAUACAAAUGACAGGAUGUACGGAAACAGACGAGCAAAUGUGCCCUCUAUGGAGUAUGGUGGUGAUGCCACUGAGCAGUCAGUAAGAAUUUCAUCUGCUGGGAAUCAAAGCACUCGAGACAAUGAACCAUCCAAACCUACUAACAGAGAGAUCUGUAGUCCUUUUGCGGGGAUGCUCUUUGGAGGUGAAGAUCGAGAACUUAUUCAGAGAAGGAAAGAGAAAUAUAGACAAGAACUAUUGGAACAAAUGGCUGAACAACAGAAGAACAAGAGACGAGAAAAGGAUUUGGAUCUCAGGGUUGCAGCUUCUGGAGCACGAGACCCUGAGAAAUCGCCUGAUAGACUAAAGCAGUUUAGUGUGGCACCGAGACACUUUGAAGAGAUGAUACCUCCUGAAAGACCCAGAGUAGCUUUCCAGACACCUCUCCCUCCUUUAUCUGCCCCGCCUGUCCCACCUGCCCCAUCAGUUUACUCCAUCCCAUCUCAAAAGGAAGAUUUGCACGAUGGACUCAGCAGCACCCUUGGUGAAAUGGUGCCUCCCAGGAUUGCACCUCUGCCUCCACCUCCCCUACUACCACCUUUGGCUACCAACUAUCGAACUCCUUAUGAUGAUGCCUACUAUUUUUAUGGGGCCAGGAAUACUUUGGAUCCCAGUCUUGCUUAUUAUGGUUCAGGAAUGAUGGGAGUACAACCUGCAGCUUAUGUUAGUGCUCCUGUCACCCACCAGCCAGCUCCGCCUAUUGCGAGUACAGUUGGACAGAAUGAACUGAAAAUUACAAGUGAUCGAGCAGUAAAUUCAGGGUUGUUUUUUGAAGAUAAACCAAAGCCUUCAAAACAGUCACUUCAGUCUUACCAAGAAGCUUUGCAGCAGCAGAUUCGGGAAAGAGAAGAAAGAAGAAGGAAAGAACGCGAAGAAAAAGAAGAAUACGAAGCUAAACUAGAAGCUGAAAUGAGAAGUUAUAACCCCUGGGGCAAAGGUGGAGGUGGUGCUCCUCUGAGAGACACGAAAGGAAAUCUGAUAACUGAUUUGAAUAGGAUGCACAGACAAAAUAUAGAUGCCUACCAUAACCCAGAUGCAAGAACAUAUGAAGAUAAAAGGGCUGUUGUAUCUCUAGACCAAAAUUUAGCCACUUCAAAUGCUGAGAACCUAGAAGAUUCUGCAAAUAAAAACUCAGGUCAUAUGCAAACACAGAGCUCUCCUUUUGCUCGUGGAAAUAUAUUUGGUGAGCCUCCAACUGAACUUCAGAUUAAACAGCAGGAAUUAUACAAGAAUUUUCUUCGUUUUCAGAUUGAGGAAAAGAAACAAAGAGAAGAAGCAGAGCGAGAGAGAAUGAGAAUUGCUGAAGAAAAAGAAGAAAAACGGCUUGCUGAGCAGAGGGCACGGAUUCAGCAAGAGUAUGAAGAGGAACAGGAAAAGAAAAGGGAGAAGGAGGAGGAGCAAAGGCUGAAAAACGAAGAGCUUAUUCGGUUAGCUGAAGAAAGAAGAAAAGAAGCAGAAAGAAAGAAGAAAGAAGAAGAAGAAAAACAUAACCUACAACUUCAGCACUAUUACGAAAGAGAAAAUAUAAUUGGGGAAGAAACAAAGCGUUUGAGACAGCCUUCUCCUGUAGUUCCAGCCCUUCAGAACAAGAUUGCAAGCAAACUCCAAAGACCUCCUUCGGUUGAUAGCAUUUUAACUUCCUUUAUUCAGGAAAGUUCCAUGUCCAGGGCACAGUCUCCUCCGGUACCUGCCAGGAAAAAUCAGCUUCGUGCAGAAGAGGAGAAAAAAAAUGUAAUUAUGGAGUUGUCAGAAAUGAGAAGGCAGCUUCGUAGUGAAGAGCGGCGUCUGCAGGGGCGGUUGUUACACAUGGACAGUGAUGAUGAAGUUCAUAUAAGGAAAAGAGAAAGGAAUCCCAUGGAUGUAUUUGACAUGGCCCGACAUCGGUUACAGGCUCCUGUCAGAAGACAGUCACCUAAGGGCUUAGACGCUGCUACUUUUCAGAAUAUUCAUGACUUUAAUGAGCUGAAAGAUAGAGAUUCAGAAACACGAGUCGAUCUGAAAUUUAUGUACCCAGAUCCUCCCAGAGAUCAUCAUACUUUAGAGAUUCAGCAGCAAGCUCUGCUAAGAGAACAGCAGAAGAGACUGAAUAGAAUGAAAAUGCAAGAAGGUGCUGAAGUUGACUUGGAUGCUGUCUCAAGCACUAAAGUACGGGACUAUAGAAUGCCCAGGGAGGACAAAGAUGAUUUCUUGAAAAAUUCAUUAUUGGAAUCUGAUAGUGCUUUUAUUGGUGCGUAUGGCGAGACGUACCCUGCCAUCGAAGAUGACGCCCUCCCUCCACCGUCACAGCCGCCCUCUGCCAGGGAGCGCAGGAGGAACAAGCUGAAGGGACUGGACUUGGAUAACAGUCACCCUAACGUACCACCAGAUGGCCUCUCUUUAAAAUCUGUGUCCAGUAUAAAUAUCGAUCAGCUUAGAAUGAGGAAUGAAGAGCGAAUGCGAAGACUGAAUGAACUUCAGACUAAACCUAUCAAUACAGAUGACGAGAGUUCACUGGUUGACCCUGAUGACAUCAUGAAGCACAUGGGUGAUGACGGAUCAAACUCUGUGGCAACUGAGCCCUGGCUCCGCCCAGGCACCUCAGAAACGCUGAAACAAUUCAUGGCAGAGCAGCUGAGGCAGGAGCAGCCGCAGGUCCCUGGAAAACCAGGCACUUUAACUUGGCAGGGCCUGUCUACUGCACAUGGUUAAAAUAAAUGUGUCAGACCCAGUAGUGCCUUUUAAGGCGAAAGGAAGGUGAAAUUUGAACCUUAAUAACAUGUGCUACUUCUGGCCCAUUUACCUGGCAGUUACUUAUGUUCCAUCUGUAUAUAAGGUGCAUGUCUUCCACGAUGAUGUAUAUGGUGUAUAUUAUGUACAUAAAAUAAAAGGCCAUGAUUGUUAAUUUAUAUAAUAUAGAACUAUAUAGAGUUAUUUUUGCACAAUUUUGCCACCAUAAAUUAGGGUGGUAAGGAACUCCUGGAAUCAACUACCAUAUGUGCAUUAUUUUAAAUUUUGCUUGUCAGUAAGAUAAGGUGAAUAAAACACAAGUGUCUUAACAGUACUGUAAAGCCCGAACACUUUGUUGUAUGUGCAUCUGCUAUUGUUACUGCUAUUCAGGAUGAUUUUUCAUUUAGCAAAUAUAUUGGUUGUAGCUGUUGCUAUGUAAUGAGAGAAUCAAAUGUGUUUAUUUCCAUGUCACUUACAACUACUGAUUCAGUAUAAAUGAUGGGAGUUGUUAAGGAGUAUAUUCCUAUGAGCCAUGAAACUGUCAUCUUUCUGCCUCUAUUUUUGUGCCAAUGAAGGCAUUAUUUGCUAAUUUAUGAUUUAACUUCUUGACAGAAAUAAAUUAUUUUUAUUACCAAUGUCAAUUUCUUAUUUUAACUGGAAUUGAGGUUUCUAAAGGUGUUCUAGCAGUUAGACAGGAACACCCAGGGAGUCAGAGACAGAGGAAGACAAAUAUGUAUCACUUAUAUUAAGAAAUGAUACAAAAGAACUUAUUUAUAAAACAAACUUGCAGAUUUCAAAAUCGAAUUUAUGAAUACUGAAAGGGAAACGGUGGGGGAGGGCUACUUAGGAAGUUGGGAUUAACAUCAACACACUACUGUAUGUAAAGUAAUUAACAAGGACCUCUAGUAUACAG
Molecule: messenger RNA, 4762 nt
Organism: Phacochoerus africanus (Common warthog)
Lineage: Eukaryota; Metazoa; Chordata; Mammalia; Artiodactyla; Suidae
Gene: CSPP1
Product: centrosome and spindle pole associated protein 1
Exons: 31
Coding region: 172-3831 (1219 amino acids)
Biological process (GO): positive regulation of cytokinesis
Cellular component (GO): centrosome; microtubule; spindle pole
Source: RefSeq, a predicted model, not a curated record